AAUUCCAGUUUGGCAGGUACCCUUUCCGGCGAUCACCAUUUGCCCUUUGGCCCAAACUCAACCAUAUGUUUUCAACCUUACUGAUGCUGCAUUUAGAGUUCUUCAUAAUAUCAGUCUCGAGGAUUGGGAAUAUGUGAAUAUCAGAGCGCUUGUUCACGUUUGCUCACAUGUUCCGAGUUGGAUUUCAUUUCACAACAAAUUAUCGGUUCCGAAUGCAAAUGUUUUGAGAAAUAUUUCACUAUAUUUGGGAGAUCUCGGAUCCAUGAGUGAAUGUUUAUGGAAAACCGAAACAGUUGACUGUAAUGAAAUAUUCUCAGAAACAAUAACUGAUAGCGGAGUUUGCUACACCUUCAAUGGAAUAGCAGCGAAUAACCUGUAUCGAACGGAAAAUUUACAAGGGGAGUUUGCGUAUUCUAGUUUUUCUGAAAUGCCUAUCGAAUGGUUCCGAGAGUCCGGUUAUCUCAGCGGAUCAGAUUUGUAUGCAUACCCUGAACGGCCUCUGGGAAAAGGAAUGAAAUUCGGGCUAGAAAUUUCACUAGUAUCAUACUUAUUUGGUGAUAACUUUUUCUGUAACGGUCCCAGAGACGGAUUUAGAGUGCUGGUUCAUCCCCCAGAUGAAGUUCCGACCUUGGAUCACUUUUCACAUCGUGUUGCCAUGCGAGAUACCAUGUCACUAACGAUCAAGCCACAUAUCACAGAAACAUCGCCAUCGCUUCGGUAUCAGGCGCAUGAAGACCGACAAUGUUUCUUCGAAAACGAACGAUAUCUGCGGUUCUUCAAAAUCUACAACCAGCAUAAUUGUAUUACCGAAUGCCUAGUCAAUUUCACCUACAGUUUGUGUGGAUGCGUGAAAUUCUCGAUGCCAAGAAGUGCAGACAUGAGAGAAUGCGACGCUAGUGAGAUCGACUGCUACUCGGGAGCUUACAUGAAAAUGUAUGCUCAACAAGUCAAGGGAGAGAACAGUCAUCCAUGCGGUUGUUUCACAGCGUGUACAUUUCUUUCGUACGAUGUCGAGAUUUCAAAUCAACCAGUCAAUGUACGAGCUUAUCUCAGGGCUUUCAACUAUUCAGUGUAA
Molecule: messenger RNA, 1075 nt
Organism: Uranotaenia lowii
Lineage: Eukaryota; Metazoa; Arthropoda; Insecta; Diptera; Culicidae
Product: pickpocket protein 28-like
Exons: 4
Coding region: 263-1075 (270 amino acids)
Biological process (GO): sodium ion transmembrane transport
Cellular component (GO): membrane
Molecular function (GO): ligand-gated sodium channel activity
Source: RefSeq, a predicted model, not a curated record